This is a messenger RNA of Cataglyphis hispanica, 3235 nucleotides long. RefSeq names its product E3 ubiquitin-protein ligase ZNRF1. NCBI's taxonomy places the organism in Eukaryota, Metazoa, Arthropoda, Insecta, Hymenoptera, Formicidae. The coding region runs from base 420 to 1076 and encodes 218 amino acids. The transcript has 5 exons. The record is from RefSeq and is a predicted model, not a curated record.
GUUGACAUCUAGGAAGUUUAUCGUAAGAUGUCGGGGGAUGUUUUGUGUGACGAGCCGCUGGUAUGCUCGCGGACGACGAAAUGACUUGCUUGUCGUGGCGCACGUCUGCUAAAUUCCGGCCUAAAUUAAAUCCCAAAGUGUUGUAAGCAUCACGGCCGCCGGUAGCAUCGAGCCACGUCCUCCAGUCGUCUGUCGCCGUCGACGCCGAAACGGAAAGAACAGUGGAGACGGGAGCCAAACACGAAGGCGCGAGGACUGUGCCAGUGUAUGUGUGUGCGCGCGUACCACUGCCAGGACCUGAGAUAGGUAGAUAGAUAUAGAUAGAGAAACAGACAGAGAGGGACAAAGAAAAAAAAAAAAAAAGACAGGGAGAAGAAUUGCGUGGGGACACGUGGUGACAGUUUGAAAUCUCAGCUGGAAUGGGAGCCAAGGCAAGCACCGUGGCACAAUCCGCUGGUGGCAACGGUCAGUCCUCCACUGGGACCAAUGAGACCACAAUGCAGGGUUUCUCCAUGCUCCGUUCCCUGCCUGGCGGUGUGGGCAUGCUGCAGCAUCAGCAUCAGCAGGCUAAUCAGUCGCAGAACACACGUGUGUCCGGGGACAGUAGACAGCGUGCACGCUCUUUGAGCUCCGUUCCCGAUCUCUCCUCCACCGAGCAGGCCGGUCUCUCUACCUCGGUCGGGGUUGGAGUCGCAGGGGUUGGAGUUGGACCCCUUGGCCUGCCGCAAUUGAUCCCGGAUUCCGACGACACGGAUGAGGAGAGUGGUCGCGUUUACGCCGCUCAUAGCUUGCCUUCGCACAUUUGGUCCCUUAACGGUCUAAAGUGUCCUGUAUGCUCCAAGUUUAUCCUACCGGAUGAUAUAGAAUGUCACCUGGUCAUGUGCCUGACCAAGCCAAGGCUCAGUUACAAUGAGGAUGUGCUAACAGAUGGUAAGGGUGAAUGUGUCAUUUGCCUUGAGGAGUUACAAUCUGGUGAUCUUAUAGCUCGCUUGCCCUGUCUCUGUAUAUAUCACAAAAAUUGCAUUGAUAAGUGGUUUCAAGUAAAUCGUAGCUGCCCCGAACAUCCUGGAGAUUGAUUCGUACCUGUUGAACUUAGCGGAGCACAGUGGAACAAGAUGCUGGCCCAGAGGACAUUUACCUCAAUGGGAUUGAAAUGGCAAGAAAUGGCAGAAAUUUAAAAAAAAAGAAGCUAGUCAAGGUGGCUGCUAGUCCGCAAUGGUGAUUGAUGCGUGCGGUGAAUUGUUCGACUGAACGAGACUCGCUCAUCAAAUCGAACACAUAAAAAACACAAAUGUUUAAUUCAAUCCUCAACUUUACUAUUAAGCGGGGAACUUAAAUAACAAAAAAAUCGCCAUAGGAUUCAACGAUACACACACAAUGCUAUUACCUAUACGUAUCUAUAAUUAAUCUAUUAUUGCUCUAUCGCUUACUAUCAAUUGUACCAUAUUUAUAAAUUUUACUUAGUUUUACAUCUUGAACUCGAUUUAGCGCUUAAGCAGGACGAUCUUUGUUAUUAUUGAUCAUGAUUUUUUCUUUUCUUAAUCUUUUUACGUUUUUUUUCUUUUUUUUUGGAAAAAGGGGACAGAACGAAUCUUAGUCAAGGAGACCUGCAUAGGAGCAGGUAAGCUCUACCUUAGAUAAGUUAGUUAUACUUUUAUUGAUUUUAGUAUCGAGACGAUGUAUCGUAAUUUUCGUUGUCUGUUGGGGGGGAUGAGUGUUAGAAAGGAUAUUUUUGAUACUUUCAUAAAAGGGAGAGCCAGAAUGUAUAAGAGUUUCGAGCGCCGGAGAUGACGUUAAUGCUGUUGAUGCUGUAGUAACAAUAAAGGUUCUGAUUUAACCUUCCUUACUGAGAUUCAUACUAAUGUGAUAAUCUCUUUUGUUGUUAUUAGAGAGAAUUGACAAGCUCCGUGUGUUAUUGAGAUGUACAGUCUAUUGUCGAUUACACUGAGGAUUACCUACUAUAUAAUUAAUCUCUUUUGUAUAUGAAUAAGGAUUGACAUAACCCAGCAGGAGUAGUUUUUGUAAUACGAACAAUCAAAGUUUAUCAUUGUUCCGGUAAUAUACAAACCGUAUAUGUGGUUCGGCUCGGACUUGUAUUACGUGAGGUUAAAAUGAAAAUUAAUAAAGCAAUGUGUGAAAAGACAUAAGAAAAAAAUGGGAACAGUGCAGUGAACAAAAAGAGCUAAACAUAAAUUACGUUAAUAAAAUUGAAUGCAUAUAAAAGUAUGAGUGCGAGUGUGCAUGUAUGUAUGUAUCUGUAUAUGUACAUACAAACAUGUAUACAUAUAUAUAUAUAUACUUUCGUGUCUUUUCUCUCGAUUGCAAUUAUUUAAACAUGUUAGAAAUUUUUUAACCGUUUUUAACAAGAUUAAAAAUGGAUAUGUUUUGAAAUCAAGGAAGUUGAACUGCAAAUGACGUUUAAAAAGAAUAUUUAUUUAUAUACAUAUAUCGGCUCUUAAGAUAUAUUAAUAUUGAAAAAUGUUGUAUUUAUAUUCAAGAGAAAGACGAGAGAUGCCUAAAAUCUUUUGUAUAUAUAUGUAUGCAUGUAUAUAUAUAUGUAUAUGAACAUACAUAUUUAUGUACCUUUUUUAAACUACGAGAGGUAAGUGAUUGUAGAAACGAUAGGUCCGAUAAAGAAAUAAAGAAAGAGGAAGAAAAAAAACAUGUAAAGAACUCGGAAUAAAAUUAUGAGAACAUCAAUAAAAUAGCGAUAACAUGUUGCAAGGAAAUUUUCUUUGCAUUUCGUUAUACUGAUCGAGGCGUGGAUUGUCAUUUAUCGAUUUUACGAUAUGUAAGGUUUGUUAUAUAUGCCGAUUAUAUACAAAGACAGAAUGCGAGAAAGAAAAUCGAGGGUAACGCGCAGUGAGACGAGAAGAAACGCAAAUAGAUCGCGUAUCUUAUAGCACGCACGACAGGUUCACAGGAAAAGGAUGGAACCAUGCAUUGUAUGUAUGUACAUGUAGUUUUACACGUGUUCGCCUCUCUCUCGUUCCUGUGGUGAUAUUCCGUAUUGUGUUGAAAUGAGUCUGUUCGUCUUAUAAUUAUUAUUGUACCUUGUACUUUUUUUCUGUAUUAAAAAAUAAAAAAGGUAUAUAUUUUGAGGUUUGAAAGAAUAAGGUAAGCGGGAACAAACCAAAUGCAAGAAGUGCAGCUGAAACGAAGAAAGUCAAAAUAAUAACUCAUCUGUCGGUCUUUAAAAAAAAAAAGAAAAAAAAACUGACAAAAUAAUAACAAA